AUGAUUGAGAGUAUAGACCUUACUGAUGCUGGAGUCAAGCUUAUUUCUCAAAGCUUUGAUGAGAAAAUCUAGAAUUUAAAUCUAUUAAAGCUUGAUAUAGGAAAAGAUUCAAGAUCCUAUGAAACUGCAAAUGAUAUCGACUAUAAGGCUAUUGGCUAUUUGAGAUAUCAAAUGGAGCUGAAUAGCUAUCCAGUGCUUUUGGUUCUAAGAUUGAAACAAAAUAAAAUUGGCGAUAUUGGUUGUAAAAUCCUCGCCUAAAUCAUGCUGUCCGUAAAAGGCAAGGAAAAUUUAAGAGAACUAGAUCUUGCUGAGAAUGAAAUUUCAUCUUCAGGAUUUUAUCAUUUAUCCCUAGCUCUUGUCAUUCCUUCCGCUCUACAAAAGCUUCAUCUUUAAAACAAUAAAAUAAUGGCGAGAGGGGCAUUACUUCUGACUUACAAUUACCUUGAUAAUUUGAGAUUAUUGUAAAAGUUAAAUCAGCACAGAUCAGAAAAAAUAAAGGACUUUAAUGGUGUGAAACUAUUUGUUAAUGACAAAUGUUUUUAUUGA
Molecule: messenger RNA, 546 nt
Organism: Stylonychia lemnae
Lineage: Eukaryota; Ciliophora; Spirotrichea; Sporadotrichida; Oxytrichidae
Source: the annotation of a GenBank genome assembly